Molecule: messenger RNA, 1320 nt
Organism: Cladocopium goreaui
Lineage: Eukaryota; Dinophyceae; Suessiales; Symbiodiniaceae
Source: the annotation of a GenBank genome assembly
AUGUGGUGCAGAAAGCCAUGUCUUCCAAUCGCGAAUCUCUCAUCGCGAAUCUCUCAGCGACAAAUCCAUGCGCGACCAGCGCAAACCUUCAUUGCCCAGAGACAGCGGCUGGAAAGUCGCACUUCAGAGGAGCGGCUGUAUCCGUGUGCCUCAGACUUCAUUCCGGCCCCGACGCAGACGCCCGGGCCAGAGGAGUCUGCUGAGACGCGACGGAAGAUUCAAUGGUCAAAAAGGCCGGAGGAGGUUCUGCUUCACUUGAACAGAGCCAUCAAGGCCAAUCACUUUGAUUCGGCGGUCGUGGGGUCUGCCAUGAAGAGGUGUGAGCAGGGACGCUGGUGGGACUGUCUGUGCCAAGUUCGACUCCUGCAAACCAGGCACCAAGUGGAGAUGACGGAUGUCACCCUGGGGAUCUACCUCACCGGCCUGGCACGCUGCGCCAGCGGCGAGGCCUAUGGCGUGCGAAAGGAUCGGCGAGAAAAGCUGCUGCAGCUGGGGCAAGAUGCCUGGGAUACUUUCGGAAGCUUCUCUGGCUUGAACCAGACACAGGUGGGUAUUUUGCUGAACUCUGCACUCCACCUGUGCUCCAUUGCAGCCAGCGCUGCGGCUUUAGAGUGGGCCGAGCAGCUGUGGCACCUCGCGAGCCUGUCUGGAGGCGAGACGCUCGAGGGAACUUGGCGAUUUGAAGCGACCCGGGUGAACUACGAAACCUUUCUCACCAUCCUCAGCAAGUGUGGUCAACAGCAACGGGUGGAUGACAUGCUUGACAGCUUGGAGGAGAGAGGCUGGAGAGCCAGUCCUGUCCUGGUGGCCGCACUGGUUCACGUGGCGGGGGAGCAGCGGAAUUCUGAGCGCGCUGAGGAACUUUGGCGCAGGUUGGUGGAUCGUGUCGGUGCCAAGCCCAACUUGAUGGCAAUUGCUGCCAGAGCUAAAGCACAGAUGUUGGUGGGAAAGAUCCCGGCCUGCGCGGACAUCAUCGAGCAGGGGAUCGAGCAGGGUGGUAUGACGAUCAACUACAAGGUCUUUGAGAUGCUGGUUCAGGCUUUAACGCUGAUCUACCACUCCUCCUUGAGCCUCGAGGAUCGGCUGCGGCUGCAAAAAGUUCUGGAGUCACAUGCCGUGGACAUUCGUGACAUGAGCACCCGACAGCAGCAGGACUGGGUAAAGCUGCGUGGCGUGGCUGAUGCCCUGCUAGCGGAGCCCAAGCAGCUAAGGCACCGAGAUCUGCUUGUCACGUGGCACGCGCAACGGGCCAUGGUGAAAUGGGCCAACUUCCAGGCAGGAACUGCAUAUUUGUCGAUGGGGGAUUCAUCCAGAAGUUAG